UGAUAGAGAGAAGUAAGUAGGGAACGAAUUGUUUUCAGUAGGCAUUCCUUCACCUACAGUCUGAUAUGGCGUAUACUCGAGAUGUAAGGUGGUCAGUUAGUUGAAGAAUGGUAGACGAGAUUUCAUCAUCAUCAUCAUCAACCAGUUGAUUGAUCAAUGCUAAUGCAUGCCAUGCACUUUUCACUAUUCUUUAUUGAUUCCAGCUAUCUACAAGUAGAAUGGGAUAAGAGGAGAUCAGAAGAAGACGGUGUCCUCCGAUUCAGUAGAGAUACUCUUCCCAUGUAUACUCCACUUGUGCCUAUUCAUAGUAGCCUUGUGGAAUGUGGAGUUUUUAUGCUUCACUAUGUGGAAUGUUUUUUCCAGAAACCAAUCGAAAGAUAUACCUAUAAUUAUUUAAAUUCGAAGCUGACAAAUUGGUUCCCAAUAUCAGACAUUCCAGAAAAACGACUGCUUAUCCGCAGUCUGAUCUAUGCGUUCGAGGUGCAGUCAUAGUUUUCAGUAAAUAUCUUAUCAUCAUUCUAAUUCAUAAGAGCUGAUUCACCUGAACUUCCCUUAUCUGGCUGGCCUUCGUAUUCUACCAGAUUCUUUUACAAAUUUAUGUGAAUUAGCUAAAAUAACCGGCGGUGAGCCUCACACAAUGAGCGGUCUGUCACCUUAUCUGAUCCCUUCAAAUUCUGUGAAUUGUGUGAGAAAUGCAGUUGUGUCACGAAUGCGCCGUCAUAGCGGUGUCGAUCGUAACAUUCGAAGAUUAUCAUAUAAUUCUUGGUCUCUGUCAGUACAAACAUCGUAAACGCAGAUGUACAUUUUGUCGGUCAAUUAUUCGUAAUGUGGAUGGUUUGGUUGUUGAACUCGGUGAUUGUGUACAGCUCCGUUCCGAUCGUGAUGAGUUAUAUCUUGGAAAAGUCAGGGAGAUUCGUUGUAACGGUGAAAAACACUCACCGACUGUGGUGACUGCAUGGUAUUAUGAACCACGUGAAGCUGGAGUAGAUGGUCAAUUAAUUCAGCAUGUUAAAGGUGCCGUAUUCGCCACUGAACAUGAAGAUGAAAACGGAGCAGAAUGCAUUAUACGUCUUGUGAAAAUGGCUAAGUCAUACGGUGAAUUUCUGCAAACAUGUGGUAGGAAGUUAGAGGAAGAUAAAUUCCUUUCCAUUGAUAAAGUACCUUCAACAUCCAUAGGAGAACAUUUAGGAUAUAUACAAUCCAGUCGAUCUGUUGACAUGGAUGAGAUAAGUCUACCGGGUGACGGUGAUUACGGUUAUGACGGUGAUCCCACAGACGUCUUCGAUUACUUCAUUGCUGGAAAAUAUGAUCCAGUAGAGCGAAAAGUGACUUCCUGGGAUCUCCUAUUGGCAAGCGAGUUGAAUCUUAAACUAUACAAAAAGCGAUCAAACUCAUAUCACAAUGCCUGAAAAUGACUAUCACUAUCACUGUUAUAAUAAUAAUUAUUAUUAUUAUUAUUAUUAUAAACAGUUAGUUUAUGUUGCAUUUCUGUUCCUUUUUGUAUUUUUGUUUAUAUAUUUCUCUGUUUUUCUUUGUGUUAGUAAGAUGGUGAAUUGACUUUGCGCAGAUUUUGCGAGCAUUUUUGUGUAUUUCAUUUUGCCUCUAUUCACUCACUGCUAACUGACUGACCAGAGUUGUCCAAUCACCACCAACACCACAACCACAACCACCAUCACCGCUUGACUAACCCAUUCAUGAUCUCAUGAUGUUAUGAUGACGUGUUUGGUUCGGUCCAGUGUCAUGUCGUGUCGUGUUGUGUAAUGUGAUGUGAUGUGAUGUUGUGGUGUUACGUGGAUUGAUGUGAUCUGAACACUAUUUUUGUACUCCAGAUCAGAUAUUGCCAAUAAUGUUCUUAUUACUGUUAUUGUUGCCAUGAAUAAGAAUUUCGAAUCCCUUGUGUAAAUUUUGAAAGCAUUUUAUUUCUGACUGUCGAAACAUCUCAGCAUUGUACUACUGUGACAGGAAUAAAUAAGAAAAAUAUGUCAAGAAAGCACUUGGAGAAGAACGACAAGAAGACUUUUGAACAUGAAAAUGACUUUACUUUUCUUUACUUUUCUCAAAGAUGGGGUGGGUGGGGA
Trichobilharzia regenti is the source of this 2078-nucleotide messenger RNA. Lineage: Eukaryota; Metazoa; Platyhelminthes; Trematoda; Strigeidida; Schistosomatidae. The record is from the annotation of a GenBank genome assembly.